AUGAAAUCGCUAGCAUUCUCACUUCUAUAUCUCAACCUUUUGUAUUUUAUUUCCGGGUUCGCAAUCCACGAAGAUUUUACCUCACUUAAAGAAGUAAAUAAUGACAAGGAAAUAGAUCUCGAUUUCAAAAACAAGUUCAAGAGAGAAGUCGUUCCCGAAGAAACUGGCAAUUUCCCCGAUAUUAUUGCAAGUGACAGUACGGAUGGCCCUACAACUGAUCCUUCUACAAUGAUAUUGCAUAAGAUAACUGCUAAUUGGAAUGAUUCUAGUAACGUAGAUCAAAAAACAGCUUCACAUACACAAGCUGGAUAUGAAGAAGAAUAUACGACCUCAGUUAUGACUGACAUGGAAACAAAUGCUAUUCUGACUACAAUUUCGACUUCAAAUCGUGAUGAAUUAGAAGAUACGAUUGACGGUGAAUCAACAGAUUCCGUCUCUGAAACGUAUUUAGAGGGAGAACGGACAAACUCAGAAAACUCGGACCUAACAAGAUCUUACACUGCUACUUAUUCUGACAUUAUGGAUAGUGCUCCAACAGACCCAUUUAUCUCUGAAGGCAAAUAUACCAAAAAUGAUGAAGUGAUAGAUUCUGAAUUCACGACCAUUUCACAACGGACGGAAACAAAUAGCAAGACGGAUUAUUCUACAUCGACUAUUGCAUAUGAUUCUUCUAAGAAUGUAUCAGAGGAUUCAAUAAUGGAACAAAAUCAAGAGAAUACUGAACUACGCUUUAAAGAACAUACAGAGCGAUGUGAAGAUUCAAUAACAGACCAAGUAAUUAAUGAAAUUUCAGAUAAGGGACAAAAGAGAAUAAUUGAAGUUGGCAAAGAUAUCAUCUCAACAAAUGGCAUCGAAACCGAAGCUCCUAUAGAGGGAACUACUGACAGUCUCAGGGAAUCUGCUUCCUUGACCCGAAACAUUAGACAUCACUUCAGUAUAGUGAGAAGUAAUCUAAUAAAGGCUGCGGAGUCAGUAGAUAACGUAAUGGAUAGCUUGAGAACAGCUUUGGAAAGUGCUUUUGAGAACCUACUCGACUCCUUUUCCAAUUUGAAUGAGAAAGAUCAGCGAAAUGAAAUUAAAUAUGAAGGACAAUUACUUUUGGAAAAGGCAUUGGAACGGAAGGUAUAG
Molecule: messenger RNA, 1128 nt
Organism: Rodentolepis nana
Lineage: Eukaryota; Metazoa; Platyhelminthes; Cestoda; Cyclophyllidea; Hymenolepididae
Source: the annotation of a GenBank genome assembly